This is a messenger RNA of Aplysia californica (California sea hare), 1398 nucleotides long. RefSeq names its product beta-1,3-galactosyl-O-glycosyl-glycoprotein beta-1,6-N-acetylglucosaminyltransferase. Lineage: Eukaryota; Metazoa; Mollusca; Gastropoda; Aplysiida; Aplysiidae. Gene Ontology annotation, molecular function: acetylglucosaminyltransferase activity. The record is from RefSeq and is a predicted model, not a curated record. Gene Ontology annotation, cellular component: membrane.
GAACCAUGCCGUGAGAGUUCCCCAGUGCGCUGAGAGCCAUGACGUCAUCAUGUGUCCAGUCCUGCCGCCUCAGGAAAUUCUGUCUGUGUCUCUGUCUGCUUGUCUUCUUCUGGUUCGCUGGGAUGCUCUACAUGGUCACGUUACAGAAUCGAACCCUAACCCUCGCCACCCGUUUCUACUUCCAACACACGCUCCUCACCUCCAGAACUAAUAAUACAAAUAAUUUGACGUCCACCUCCUCGUUUAAAGAUCUUUUCUACUCUUUUCGGGAAAUUCUUCCUGGAAGCAGCCGCAAAACCGACUCUGAUGAAACCAGAGAUGAGUCGUCGCGUCCUCAGUCUGGUAUGACGUCAUCGUGGUCUCCGGGUACGGCGAAUGACGUCAUUACACAACUGCCCCCUCCCCCGCCCUCGCCCCCUCCACCCCCCUCGAGAGAGCGUCUGGACGCGCUGACCUCAGUAUUCAAGGUCAAGGAGGUGGACUGCGAUGGUGUCUUCAGCGGAGCCAAACACGACAUCGAAAUCGCCGUAAACGUCACGAGACAGAUGGAGAACAACAAAACUAUUGGUCUGUCCAAUGCUUUCUACAUGGAGGCCACGAAAAAUUGCACGGAUUUUAUUCAGACGCGCGGAUAUAUAACCUCUCCCUUGACAAAAGAGGAAGAACAUUUUCCGAUCGCUUUUUCCAUUCUAGCUUUCACCGACUCCGAAAUGGUGGAGAGAGUUCUCCGCUCGGUAUACAGACCCCAGAAUAUUUACUGUGUACAUAUCGACAAAACCGCGGAUGAAGGAUUUUUCAAAGCUGUGGAAAGUGUUGUAAAGUGUUUUCAUAACGUGUUUCUUGCCCCGAAGAGAAUUAACGUGCAGUGGGGAUCAUUCAGCGUGUUAGAACCGGAACUAGUGUGUAUGGAAGCCCUGUGGGGUUAUAAAACCUGGAAAUAUUUUAUCAACCUGACGGGGCAGGAGCUCCCUUUAAAAACAAAUUAUGAACUGGUGAAAAUUCUCACAGCUUACAACGGUGCAAACGAUGUUGAAGGGACCGUAAAAAGAGCUAACCCAGAACGAUGGAAGAAGACCACACCCCCUGCCGGCAUCCGCCCCCGGAAGGGCUCCGUCCAUGUAGUGAUCAACAGGGAGUUUGUGGGCUACAUCUUACACAACGACACAGCCUCUGCCUUGAUAAAGUGGGUCAAUACCACGGACAUCCCUGACGAGACGUUUUUCACGUCGCUCAACCAUAACCCGCACUUGGGUAUACCUGGUUCUUAUAAAGGAGAACCAGAGAGUGACACAGGCAGCCGGAAACCUUUUUUGGCGCGGUUCAAGAACUGGGGGUCACCGCCCUACAAGUGGCCUUGCGCCGGCUACUGGACCCGGGGGAUCUGUAUCCUCAGCACAG